GCAAGAGCAAGAGGGCUCCGCUGAUAUGGGUGCGUCCGCACUUUUGAUGCCUUUAUUCAGAUGUUGGAUGACUAUCAGGUGCAAGCAUGGGAUGAAGGGUCAGCGGUGGCUCCACUGCAGACUCAUCUUGUGUAUGCCCAUGAUGGCGUUUGCAAUAAGCCAGAUAUGCCGCGGCCUGAGAUGGGUCCUGAUGCCCCACGUGAGGUGGUUUGGCUGGUGAAUAAUCAGACGGAUUUCAGCGGUGAGGGGUGGGUGUCUUUGGUUGGCCGGGAAAAGAUGCGCAUUGCAGUGUUGAGCGAUGUGAAUCACUUCUCAAUCAUUGCUCCUGGUCCACAUAUAGUUGAAUAUUGCUGGGUUUAUUCAACGGGCUAUGUUCUAGGGUGCUUGAAAAUUCUUAGCAGCUAGCUGUCUAUAUACAUUGUGACGGUCUCGAGCAAUAUGAAUCUAUUGGUAGACUAUCUGACGACAUUCUAACAUGAGAAGGGAAAGGAAAGAGGCAGGCCUGCCGGCGACGAGCUAUUUAGUGUGUGCGAGGGGUUUAAGCUAUGCUCAGUGAGUGUUCUACGC
Messenger RNA from Aspergillus glaucus CBS 516.65, 567 nucleotides. RefSeq lists its product as uncharacterized. The transcript has a single exon. The record is from RefSeq and is a predicted model, not a curated record. NCBI's taxonomy places the organism in Eukaryota, Fungi, Ascomycota, Eurotiomycetes, Eurotiales, Aspergillaceae. Bases 61 to 405 code for a protein of 114 amino acids.